GGCUGCAAGGAGGGCGGGCGCUGGAGGGGCCGGGCCAGGCCGGGGCGGGAAGAGGAGACCCGGGGCCUCCCUCCCUCCCUCCAAGUGCCACGGCCGCCCAGGAUGUUCCCAUCCCGGAGGAAGGUGGCCCAGCUCCCUUGGGGGGACAGUAGGUGGGGAAGUCUUCUAUGUUCCUCUCCUCUCUCCCCUCACUGCCCCCAGAAAGAGCUUCCAGUGCUGAGGAGAUUGUCUAGAAGUUCCAACCUUCCUAGGCAUCAUUCAGGACCUGCACUUGCUCCUCCCUGUAGGAGGCCAACUCAGCAUGAUGGUAGGGGGUCUCUCCUGCCUCGGAAGUACAGUGUGUUCCAGCUAUUCUUUGCAUGCCUGUUCCUGGCCUUCCUCUCCUUGCUCUGGUUGCAGCUCAGUUGCUCAGGUGACAUGAGUCAGGCAGGACAAGGGCAGGAGCUUGUCAGCCCUCCCAAGGCCUGCCCCUUUGAGCCUCCAGUCUCCGUGGAAGAGGAGCCCUCCUGGGGACCCCACCGCCUUGCAGUGUUGGUGCCAUUCCGUGAACGCUUUGAGGAGCUCCUGGUCUUUGUGCCCCACAUGCAUCACUUCCUGAACAAGAAGAAGAUCAGACACCACAUCUUUGUGCUCAACCAAAUAGAUCAUUUCAGGUUUAACCGAGCAUCGCUCAUCAAUGUGGGCUUCCUGGAGAGUGGUAACAGCACUGACUACAUAGCCAUGCAUGACGUGGACCUGCUGCCCCUCAAUGAGGAGCUGGACUACAGCUUUCCUGAGGCGGGGCCCUUCCAUGUGGCUUCCCCAGAGCUGCAUCCCCUGUAUCACUACAAGACCUACGUGGGUGGCAUUCUGCUUCUCACCAAGCAGCACUACCAGUUGUGCAACGGGAUGUCCAAUCGCUUCUGGGGCUGGGGCCGGGAAGAUGAUGAGUUUUAUCGUCGCAUUAAAGGAGCAGGUCUCCAGCUGUUUCGUCCCUCAGGAAUCAAAACUGGAUAUAAAACAUUCCGCCACCUACAUGAUCCUGCCUGGCGAAAGAGAGACCAGAAACGCAUUGCAACUCAGAAGCAGGAACAGUUCAAGCUGGACCGGGAAGGGGGGCUGAACAGUGUGCGCUACCAUCUCGAUUCUCGUACUCUGUUGUCAGUAGCUGGAGCACCCUGCACAAUUCUUAACAUUGCUCUGGACUGUGAUGCAGCUGACACACCCUGGUGUGCAUUCGACUGAAGGGCACAUGACUGGCACCGUCUCAGUCUGCUUGGGGGCAUCUGACCCCAGGACAGCGCUGUUGCUGCUGGAGGAAGAUCUUCAGUAGAUGGGGCUGAAGCUACGGUAUGCUUAGGACACAGCACCCAGUUAGUAUGGCCCGGCUUCAAGGAGACAGAGAUCAGAGCCACCUUGGCCCAGCUACAUAAGCUGUGCUUUUUCUGGAGACUGAUGCAGCCUGACAUAAAGGUCCAUGAGGACUCUUGGACCAGACACUCAGUUGUUAUCCCUGCCCUAUGGGCAGUAAGAAGAGAUUGGACUUUGGAAAGAGGCUGGGGUGCAGAAUCUUGACUCUUUGGUUCCAUGGGCUGGUCAUACCUGAUCUUCUUCCCCAGCAGGAGGCUCUUUCUGCCUUUUGGCUUCUUUUGCCCUUGUGCUCAGUACAGGUACUUGCAACAGUAGGUGCUUAAUAAACAUUUGAGUUUGGGA
Antechinus flavipes (yellow-footed antechinus) is the source of this 1692-nucleotide messenger RNA. RefSeq names its product beta-1,4-galactosyltransferase 7 (gene B4GALT7). The record is from RefSeq and is a predicted model, not a curated record. Gene Ontology annotation, molecular function: xylosylprotein 4-beta-galactosyltransferase activity. Lineage: Eukaryota; Metazoa; Chordata; Mammalia; Dasyuromorphia; Dasyuridae. The coding region runs from base 103 to 1224 and encodes 373 amino acids. The transcript has 7 exons. Gene Ontology annotation, biological process: proteoglycan biosynthetic process; carbohydrate metabolic process.